Messenger RNA from Salvelinus namaycush (lake trout), 2696 nucleotides. It is a transcript of the gene rnf34a, whose product is annotated as ring finger protein 34a. Gene Ontology annotation, cellular component: plasma membrane; cytoplasm. Lineage: Eukaryota; Metazoa; Chordata; Actinopteri; Salmoniformes; Salmonidae. The record is from RefSeq and is a predicted model, not a curated record. The transcript has 7 exons. Gene Ontology annotation, molecular function: ubiquitin protein ligase activity. Gene Ontology annotation, biological process: protein K48-linked ubiquitination; negative regulation of extrinsic apoptotic signaling pathway via death domain receptors; proteasome-mediated ubiquitin-dependent protein catabolic process. The coding region runs from base 156 to 1241 and encodes 361 amino acids.
CUCGAACGCCCCCGCGGUCUGGCUUAAGCUCGAGAUGCUGGUGGAAAGAAGGAACACGUAAUGAAGUGAGGAUCUUUGGGUUGUUGCAAUGGUCAGAUUAUCAGUUUAUUGCCACAAAUUCCACAACCCGGAGUUGCUAUGAAGGUACAAUUGCUAUGAAGGCGGGGGCCUCGUCCAUGUGGGCUUCAUGCUGUGGUCUGCUGAAUGAAGUCAUGGGCACAGGGGCAGUGAGAGGCCAGCAGCCUGGGUUCGGAGCCGGUGCCGGACCCUUCCGGUUUGCCCCCAGCGCAGGAUAUUCCACAUAUCCACCCACAACCUCAGGGAGCCCCAGCCUCGUAUGUAAGGCUUGUGGCCAGGCCUUCUCUGUCUUCAGGAGGAAGCAUAUCUGCUGCGACUGUAAGAAGAGUUUCUGCACUCUGUGCUCUGUGCUUCAGGAGAACCUGCGUAUAUGUGCCACAUGUCACCUGCUGAAGGGGACGGCCUUCCAGAGACCACAGCUGAUGCGGCUGAGGGUCAAAGACCUGCGGCAGUACCUGCUGCUACGCAACGUCCCCACAGACACCUGCAGGGAGAAGGAGGACCUGGUGGACCUGGUGCUGUGUCACCAGAGGACAGAGGGGGAGGAGGACCCAGACAACCCCCUCUAUACCCCGCCCCCCUCCGCCGCACGUUCCACCUCUGAGCUGUCUGCUCUCUCAGUCUCCGCCUCUCAGGGGGAAGCUCUCAGUAGGAGCGACAGCUCAGGGACAACCAACCAGGAUAUAGGCGACGCCACGUCUCUCUCCCUCCUGAACCUGGCACCCAGUGAGCACACACCAGAGGUGAGCCCUCAGACACGGCCGCGAGCGCGGGCCUCUCUCUCAGACAUCUCCAGCCUGAGGGACAUCGAGGGCCUGUCCGUGAGACAGCUGAAGGAGAUCCUGGCCAGGAACUUUGUCAACUAUUCAGGCUGCUGUGAGAAGUGGGAGCUGGUAGAGCGCGUCAGCCGCCUGUACAGAGAGACUGAGGAGAACAUGAAGUCAUUGGAAAACGUGAACACAGCUAUAACUGCAGAUGGGGAGAAGGCCCAGCUGACCAACGUGGAUGACAACCUGUGCAGGAUCUGCAUGGACUCCGUGAUCGACUGCGUCCUCCUGGAGUGUGGUCACAUGGUCACCUGCACCAAGUGCGGCAAGCGGAUGAGCGAGUGUCCCAUCUGCAGGCAGUACGUCGUGAGAGCCGUGCACGUCUUCAAGUCUUAAUGUCUCAACCCACCACUUCCACCAUGUCCCAUCUUCAAAACAUUCACCUCCAGAGAAACAGAUCUGUGUUGUUCUGUCCUAGUUGUGGGUGUUCUGUUGUCAUCCCCUGAAACGCUUACAUUAUUUGUAAACUUGAUCAUGAAUGAGAAAUGCAGUGUGUUCAUUUUUUCCCACUUAAUUUUUUUCUUGGGACUAAUCACUGUGUGACCAAUGAAAAGAAGGGCAGCAGUCUACCCUUUAUAUUAACCCAUUCCAUUUCUAAACACAUCCUUGACGUUUUCUCAUCUACCGUAUUUUAUGUUAUGCUUUUGCUUAUGUUGACUUUUAAACCAGAAUGUGAGCUGUGUGUGCGUACCAUCGUUCCCAGGUACCUACAGAGUGAACCACUAAUUGUGACUGGUAACUAACUCCCUGUCCCAAUGAACAAACCGUAUCAUGUAAAGUCUGCCCAUAUAGAGGUCUGUUUUGAUUUGGAAGGAAGUCUCACAUUUGUUUUAAUUCUGUCAUAACGUCUUAGCACUGAAUGUUAAGAUGAAUAAGAAAACGGGUGCUAAAUACGUUCAAAUGUUUUUCCUGUUUUCCGUUUGUUAGUAUACCAACUUAAAUUGUGGAUGUCGUCACUGUCUGAAAACCUUACCUCCAAAACAAACUUCAGGAAAUGACCAUAUUUUCCCAUUAACGAACAUACAAUUAUGAAACUUCAGAAGCUAUUUCGAAUACAUUUUCUUGGUCCUAGAGUCAAAUGUUCAGAGUACAACAUUGAGGGGAGUUACUGCUUUCAAUAGAUGAAAAACAUAACACUUUAUUUUUUUAUGCAUUAUGAGCAUGUAAUUCCAUCAGACAUCAAAACUAUGCUUAGAAUAUUUUCUGUUAUCUUUUCUUGGAAGUGGAGGGAAUAUUGUCUUUUUAAUUAAUACAUUGUUGUAGUUAACACAACUAAUCAAAUAUAUAGCUGCAAGUUAACUGCCACUUGUGGAAUAUAAAGUAUAUUGAGGAAAAGUGACUUGCUGUACAGUUGCAUAUAAUGUUUCAUAUCAGUAUGAGAUGUACAUAUCUAUUUUUUUCCAUUUGAUUUGAAUGUGUAAUUGAAUUGAAGAUUUCCCUCAGAUUAGUUUAUUAAAGAGUAAGGUUUCACUGUCAGGUGGAUUGAAAUGUGUUACUACAUUGGUUUGCUUGAGUGGUCUGUCCUCAAAUGAGAAGCAGAGCAUGAUGACAGUCUAUGGUUGCGUCCAAAAUGGCACCCCAUGCCCUAUGGGGCUUUGAACAGUAGUGCACUAUAUAGGGUUCCAUUUUGGACAUAGACACAGAUUGGGUGGAGAGGUUUCCUGUAUCACACAGUCAACUACCCUUUGGAAGGGUAUGCUAAAUAAAUUGUGCAAGGUCUGGUCUUUGUAUUUGGGAAUGUUUAACCUUUUAUUUUGGAAAUUAAAUAUGAAUUAUAUUAGUUUGACUUCA